AGGAAGGGAAGGGAAGGGACAGCGCGGUGGCAUGGGACAGCGCGGUGUGGCAGGGAUGCGGGCAUCGGUGGGGCCGCGCAGUGCCGCCACAGGAGGGUGCAGUGCCACAGCGGGUGCCGGCAGCGCUGGGGAGGAGGGUUAACCGCCCCUGUGGCCGUGGCAGGCAAGCCAGGCAGGAUCCUCCCGAGCCGCUUUCUCCCCCUGCCCAGACCCACGGCGAAAUGGCCACUGUCCCCCUCGGCUUCAACAUCGAUGCCCCGCGCUGGGACCAGAGCACCUUUGUGGGGCGCCUGAAGCAUUUCCUCAACAUCACCGACCCGCGGACGGUGCUGGUGCCGGAGGAGGAACUGGACCGGGCCAAGGCCCUGGUGGAAGGCUGCAGGGCCGGGCUGGUGCCGCCGGGAAGCAGCCAGGAGCAGCUGCUCUAUGCCAAGAAGCUGUACGACUCAGCCUUCCACCCUGACAGCGGCGAGAAGAUGAACCUCAUCGGGAGGAUGUCCUUCCAGGUGCCGGGGGGCAUGGCCCUCACCGGCUGCAUGCUCCAGUUCUACCGGACAGUGCCUGCCGUGGUUUUCUGGCAGUGGAUGAACCAGUCCUUCAAUGCCAUCGUCAACUACACCAACCGCAAUGCCGCCUCUCCCAUCUCACUGAGGCAAAUCGGCGUGGCUUAUGUCACAGCCACCAGUACAGCCCUGGCCACUGCGGUGGGACUCAACCUCUACACCAAGCGAGCACCCCCCUUGCUGGCCCGUUGGGUCCCCUUCGCAGCUGUGGCUGCUGCCAACUGUGUCAAUAUCCCCAUGAUGCGGCAACAGGAGAUCAUCAAUGGGGUGACAGUGACGGAUGGGGACAACAAUGAGCUCGGCUGCUCCAGGAGGGCAGCAGUGAAGGGCAUCGCGCAGGUUGUGGUCUCCAGGAUCACCAUGGCGGCACCGGGCAUGAUUAUUUUGCCCAUCAUCAUGGAGCGACUGGAGAAACUCCCCUUCAUGCAGCGGAUCCGGGUUCUCCAUGGGCCUCUGCAGGUGCUGCUGUGCGGAGGCUUCCUCCUGUUCAUGGUGCCGGCAGCCUGCGCCCUGUUCCCACAGAGAUGCUCCCUUGCGCUGACUGACCUCGAGCCGGAGCUGCGUGACAGCAUCGUGGCCAAGCAUGGGGACAAAGUGCCGUACGUCUAUUUUAACAAGGGACUGUGAACAGAAACUACCUCAGGAGCCAUCACACCCCUCCGUCCCCCUACUGCCACCACCUCGCAUCCCCUGAGCAGGGCUCAGAGGCAUGGUCCAGCCAGAUCUGUCCCCCAGACCAGCACUGUCUCUGCUGCCUCCUUUCCCCCCGAGAGGCAGGAUCUGGCUCUGCACACCCAGCUUGCAGCACCUGGGCUUGUCCUGAGCUUCCCCCCAUCUGCUGCUGGCCGUGUCGCUGCCUGACCACGUCUCUCUUGCCCUGGACGAUGGCUGCACUUCCCAUGCCUUCCUCCUGGCCUGUGCAGGAGGAUCUGCCCGGCCUGUCUGAGCCUCGUGCGGUCACUGGGCACGGCCCUGUGAGGCAUCAGGCUCUGUCCCUCCGGGCUCUGAGCACAGUCCUACCUCUGAAGGCAGGCACCCUGCCAUCGUACCAGGAACCAAAUCACGUUGCUGCCUUAAACGACCACAGUGGCCUCUUACCAAGAGCUGGAUCCCGCCUUGGCAGGUGGGAAGGGACCAAUGCUUGGACCAUGCCUUCCUUGCUCUCAGGAUCAGGUUUUAUUCACCUUGUGAUUGCCACAAUCCAGGAGAGAAAUAGCCAAUUGUUUUUAAGCUCUAAUUUUUGCAAUCUAGCCAUUCCUCUGAGCACGAGAGCCAGCCAUCACCCUUGUCCUGCGUCUCACUUCCCAUGGUAGGACUGAGGACCUGCAGCCUUGGGGGACUGUUGACUCUGGGCCCCCUUGGACAAGUGGGAAGGAGACAGGAAUCACAAAGCUGUCAGGGCAUGAACUCAGGCUCUGAACAGCAACACUGCAAAUGGCAGAGAGGAGGGUUGCAAAAUAAA
Chroicocephalus ridibundus (black-headed gull) is the source of this 2025-nucleotide messenger RNA. RefSeq names its product sideroflexin 2 (gene SFXN2). The coding region runs from base 222 to 1190 and encodes 322 amino acids. Gene Ontology annotation, cellular component: mitochondrial inner membrane. NCBI's taxonomy places the organism in Eukaryota, Metazoa, Chordata, Aves, Charadriiformes, Laridae. The record is from RefSeq and is a predicted model, not a curated record. The transcript is spliced from 12 exons. Gene Ontology annotation, molecular function: monoatomic ion transmembrane transporter activity. Gene Ontology annotation, biological process: monoatomic ion transport; serine import into mitochondrion.